Molecule: messenger RNA, 1875 nt
Organism: Cryptococcus wingfieldii CBS 7118
Lineage: Eukaryota; Fungi; Basidiomycota; Tremellomycetes; Tremellales; Cryptococcaceae
Product: transcriptional adapter 3
Exons: 3
Coding region: 1-1875 (624 amino acids)
Biological process (GO): regulation of transcription by RNA polymerase II
Cellular component (GO): SAGA complex
Molecular function (GO): transcription coactivator activity
Source: RefSeq, a predicted model, not a curated record
AUGACCCGCUCCAUCCCCAAACCCCUCAUACCCCUUCUCAACCCGACUUCCUACCCCUCAUUACCGCCCCUGGCCGACUUGGAGACGAUCAGGUCGGCGUUACUGGAUUACUCGUCAUUGAUCCCUUCUUCUUCACAAUCACAAGCACAAUCACAGGCAGGGAUAGAGGAGCUGAGGAAGAGCAAGAAGCGGAAAGAGAGGGAGGAUGAAGAGCGGGCUGAAAGCGAACGGCUAGCCAAGGAGAAUGGAGAACGGGAGAGGGAGAGGGAAGGGGAACGAGAGAGGGAGAGGGUGGAAGCGCUGGAAAGAUCCAAGAUGAUGGGGCAGCAAGGGGGCAAGAAGAAGGGUCUGAUGGGCGUUGGGGGCAAGGGCAGUCCAGGGGUCAAGGUGAAGCGCGAGCGGACUAGCUUGAGUCCAGCACCGUCAAACGCCUCGACAUCAUCUUUCAAACCGCCAAUGUCGCAACCACAUACAUACGCCUCAUCACAAACCAAAAAGAAGAAGAUCAAACGCGUGAUUGAUUCCGACGACGAAACGCCCUCCAUUCCCCUCUCUCAAACCCAAUCCCACUCUGGGUCAAAUAGGCCAGUACAGCCCUCGCCACCAAAGACGACACCGACGACGUCGGCAUUGAAAUUGAAAUUGUCGCAUCCACAAGCAAAGAGGCCGGUAGACUACUCGCCAACACCGGCGCCGCCUACAGGCCCUGGUGCGCAUAUCGACUUUUCCCUACCACCUGCGCCUUCUCGUCCGCUGAUCCCCCACCGCUCUGGUCCAAGGGAAGCGCCCAAGCCAGGGCCAAAGAAGCAAUCGGAAGUCGACGACGACUAUUCAAACAAAAAGGCGCCGAAUCAAGUCGCUUUCCCUACCUUUUGGUCGUUUGUCGAGCCAUAUCUGCGUGAUGUCCGAGAAGAUGACCUGGCCAUGCUGGGGUUCAAGACGGACCCGCCCGAGGCGUACCAAGUGCCAAACAGGGGCCGGCAUUAUACCGAAGUGUGGGAUGAAGAAGACGGGAAUCCGCCAGGGACGAGGACAAGGAUGGGGGUACCGAAUCUCAGACAGCAGCAGUUGGCGCAGAUGCGCAAAGCGGGCGGACUGAAUCAACCGCAUUUCGUACCGUCGGCAGAGAUGAGGGAUGAGAAUCUGGUAGAUGAGCAGCGUGGACUGGGGGCGUUGACGGAGAGGGUUGUGGCGGCUGUGGUGGGGACGGCGGUAGAUCGGGAAAAAGAGAGAGAGAGGCAGAGGCGGGAGAAGGAAGAUGGGGGCGUAGAAGAUUCGGGGCUCGAGCCUGCACGGGUGGACGUCUUGGAUUUGGAAGAGAGGAUGAAGAAGGAGCUGCGCGCAGUCAUGUUGCUAGGUGAACACGAAGAUUUCGACCCGAACAACAGAGACGACGACGAAGUGUCUUCAGCGCUGCGGCAAUGCCAACGGCUGCUCGCUCACCAAACCUCGCUGAACGACGCGCGCAAAGCCCGGCUCGUCGAGCUCUCCAAGCAGCGUCUCGCAUAUACCGAAUACCGCGCUGCACUAGACGGGAUUGAAAAGAGUAUAGAAGAAGCGUGGGCGAAGCGGAUCAAAAAGUACGGUCUCUCGCCCAAAAAGCACCCGCAUCCUCCGACGGUGGAAGGGUCGUAUGGCACAAUCAUUGGCGAGCAUGGAGAGGUCGUCCAUCUGAACGCGUCGGGCCGUCCACCAGUGCCGGAUUCUGUCAAGCGGCUAGUGGAGACGAGAAAGGGGUGGAUCGGAAGUGUGGGGCAGGUGAUCAAGGAGAGACCGAGAGGAGAAAUGGUGGGGAUUCCUGGAUCAAGUGUCUUUGAGGGAGUCGGGACGGACAGAAAUGACGAUGCGAAAGAGACGAGUCAGGAAAGUGUAUAG